Salvia miltiorrhiza (redroot sage) is the source of this 2322-nucleotide messenger RNA. Its product is annotated as multicopper oxidase LPR2. The record is from RefSeq and is a predicted model, not a curated record. Bases 359 to 2152 code for a protein of 597 amino acids. Gene Ontology annotation, molecular function: copper ion binding; oxidoreductase activity. The transcript is spliced from 2 exons. NCBI's taxonomy places the organism in Eukaryota, Viridiplantae, Streptophyta, Magnoliopsida, Lamiales, Lamiaceae.
AUUGAAAGAAAUGUAAGGGCGGAAAACUUUAUAAUGCUUCAUAUCUGUGGGUGUAAAGUAAGUAGUGUAUAUAUAAAAGUUAAGCUUAUAUAUAAGCGGAGACAUCGAAGUCCCAGUGCAGCAGUGCCGAAAGAAAGCCUUUUUUCAUAUUCCUCAUUUCUUUGUCACACCUCAUCAUUUAGUCCAUUCCUUUCUUCUUCUCUACUAAUCUCUCUCUCUCACACACACACACAUUGCACCUCUUCUUAUCUCCUUCUGUUUCAUGUGAAGUGUCACCAAAACCUUUCAUUAAUCCUUGCUGUCCGCUCCCUCUCUCUCUCUCACACACACAUUUGUGUCGACAUAAACUAACGGAAAAAUGGCGGUGAGAGAGAAAUUGUUGCAGGCUUAUGUGCUAAUAAAUAUAAUUUUGGUGAAUUUUGCAUGGGCUGAAGAUAGACUGAUAAGGCCGUCAGAGUUGGAGAUGUUUGUUGAUGAGCUUCCGGACAUGCCCAGGAUCAAAGGCUUCGAUUUCGUCGAUGCUUCUCUAGUUCCGACCAAUCUCAAUAUUGGAAUGUAUCACAAACUAUGGAAAUUUCAUAGAGAUCUACCUGCAACACCAGUUUUUGCAUAUGGUACAACAAAAGAAAAUGCCACAGUUCCUGGCCCCACAAUUGAAGCCCUUCAUGGAAUUCACACUCGCAUCAAAUGGACUAAUUACCUCCCUUCAAAACACAUACUACCAUGGGACCCUACUAUCCCAACAGCCACCCCUCACAAAGGAAAGGGCAUCCCCACGGUGGUGCACCUCCACGGCGGCGUCGACGAGCCCGAGAGUGACGGCCACUCGGGCGCAUGGUUCACGGCCCGGUUCAAGGACCGGGGCCCGUCUUGGACGAGGAAAACCUACAAGUACCAUAAUGUGCAGCACCCGGGGACGCUAUGGUACCAUGACCAUGCGAUGGGGUUGACUCGGGUCAACCUCUUGGCCGGCCUAGUUGGCGCCUACAUCAUUCGCCAGCCACGUGUCGAGCUGCCACUCGGCCUCCCAUACGACGAGGAGUUUGACCGCCCUUUGGUCGUUUUUGACCGCAGCUUCUCUACCGAUGGCUCGAUAUACAUGGAUCCCAAGGGGAAUAACCCGUCCAUCCAUCCUCAGUGGCAGCCGGAGUAUUUCGGCGACGCCAUCGUGGUCAAUGGGAAGGCGUGGCCCUACAUGAUCGUGCGGCGGAGGAAGUACAGGUUCAGAAUCAUCAAUGCCAGCAAUGCAAGGUUCUUCAACUUCUCUUUCGACAACGGUCUCAAAUUCAUCCACGUCGGAUCCGACUCGGCAUACAAUGAGAAGCCGGUGAUGCUUAAUUCCUUCCUGCUAGCGCCGUCGGAGAUCGCUGACGUGGUGGUCGACUUUUCAAAGUCAAAGUCAAAGUCAGCCAUCUUGUCCAACGAUGCAGCAUAUCCCUACCCUUCGGGUGAUCCGGUCAAUGCAGCAAAUAGCAAGGUAAUGAAAUUCAUCAUCAAACCCAAACACGAAGUUGACACCUCGAAGAUCCCCAAAAAACUGAUCAAGUAUCCUCCACCAAGUCCAAGUGUAUCUGGCGUGACGAGGUAUAUCGCUCUGUACGAGUACACGAGCGCCAUCGAUGAGCCAACGCAUCUGUACAUCAAUGGGUUGCCCUACGAGGCGGCAGCGACGGAGAAGCCGAAAGUGGGGGCGACGGAGAUAUGGAACGUGAUCAAUUUGACGGAGGAUAAUCAUCCGUUGCACAUACAUUUGGGGCUUUUCGUGGUGGUUGAGCAGACGGAGUUGGUGGAUGUGGAUGAAUUCAAAACGUGCAUGUUCAAGUACAACGACGCCGUCGAGUGUGGGGUCCAUAAGUAUGCGGUGGGUAACAAGACGGAGGUUCCCGCCCACGAGAAGGGCUGGAAAAAUGUGUUCAAGAUGAUGCCCGGACACAUCACCAAGAUAAUAGUCAAGUUUUCUUACAUUCAUUCCAAUCAGUCGUAUCCCUUCGAUGCCACUGCUCACCCGGGCUAUGUCUACCAUUGUCAUGUAAGUUCUUUUCAUCUCUUCACCAUCUUCAUUUUUACCAUGCUUUUUAAUUAUUUUAAUUUCUUGCAGAUAUUAGAUCACGAGGAUAAUGCCAUGAUGAGACCAUUGAAAUUCACGCACUGAUUACUGCUUAUUCAAUGUACUUUUCAACUAUAUAUUGACAUGGAUUCUCAUACUAUAUAUAUCUCACAUGUCCAAAUUCAAGUACAAGUAGGCGCUUCAUUCCUUUCCAAUUCUCCAACCACAAUAUUUGUGAUAAUGAUAUAUAUCUAAGUGUGUUUGCUUUGAAUAAA